Molecule: messenger RNA, 662 nt
Organism: Pseudovirgaria hyperparasitica
Lineage: Eukaryota; Fungi; Ascomycota; Dothideomycetes; Acrospermales; Acrospermaceae
Exons: 2
Coding region: 98-541 (147 amino acids)
Cellular component (GO): membrane
Source: RefSeq, a predicted model, not a curated record
CACUGACUCCACUCUUUUGUCUCUGCGCUACUCUUCGUCCCAGUCUGUAUCUGAUCACACAACGAAACACCCCGAUUCUACCAAUCCUCCCGCAGCCAUGGCCUCUAAUAACAAUAACAGCAUAUCCCCCCUCAUCAAGCCUCUCGCCACGCUCGCAGGCUGGACCUUCGUGCAGCAAAUCUGGAUGCACACCACCCGCAUCCAGGCAAUCGGCAGAUACAACAUCAGCAUGGACCCCUCUAUCAAUGACGCCGAGCUCGCCACCAAAGUGCCCAUCGAGUACCGGCGCGUCGCAAACAACUACAACCACCUGCACGAGCAGCCGACGGUGUUCUAUGCCGUCACGCUGGCACUGGCGCUCGUGCGUGAUGACAGUGUGUAUACGCUUGCGGGUGUCUGGGGUUAUGUUGCGGUGCGAGUUGUGCAUUCGUUGUAUCAGAGCUUGGCGAAUCGCAUCAUGACUAGGUUUAGGAUCUUUGCGGCUGGGUCUGUCGUGUUGGGCGCGUUGACAGGGAGGUUGGCAGUUUUGGCGUUUGCGUAGAUUGUGGUUGUUUUGAGGUGGUGGAGAGGGUGUUGGAGAUGCGCUCCCGGUAACUGUUUUCUCAACCAUUAGAAUUAAGAUCGUAAAGUCUGUAGAUAUAUAGCUACCUUGAGAUGGCGAC